Molecule: messenger RNA, 516 nt
Organism: Fraxinus pennsylvanica
Lineage: Eukaryota; Viridiplantae; Streptophyta; Magnoliopsida; Lamiales; Oleaceae
Source: the annotation of a GenBank genome assembly
AUGACAUGUUCCCUGGAGGCUGAAGCUCAAGUUUGUAGGCCAAGUGGAAAUAUAAGGGGCAAGAAACCUCCUCCUGGAAAAUGCAACAGAGAGAAUGACUCUGAUUGUUGCAUCGAAGGCAAGCUUUACACCACCUACAAAUGCUCGCCCACUGUGUCCGUCCAUACCAAAGCGAUACUAACCAUAAACAGCUUCGAGAGGGGUGGAGAUGGGGGUGCCCCGUCGGAAUGCGACAACCAGUACCACUCUAACAACAUACCAGUUGUAGCAUUAUCAAGUGGUUGGUUCCAAGGAAUGCAAAGGUGCUUUCAUAAUAUUACUAUAAGUGCAAAUGGGAAGAGUGUGGUGGCUAUGGUGGUUGAUGAAUGUGACUCUACCAUGGGAUGUGAUGAUGACCAUGAUUAUCAGCCUCCAUGUAAUAACAACAUUGUUGAUGCAUCGAAAGUAGUAUGGGAAGCUUUGGGAAUUCCUGAGAAAGACAGGGGUAUGAUGGAUAUCACUUGGUCUGAAAACUAG